Messenger RNA from Sus scrofa (pig), 2772 nucleotides. RefSeq names its product solute carrier family 22 member 10. Gene Ontology annotation, biological process: transmembrane transport. The record is from RefSeq and is a predicted model, not a curated record. Gene Ontology annotation, molecular function: transmembrane transporter activity. Gene Ontology annotation, cellular component: membrane. Lineage: Eukaryota; Metazoa; Chordata; Mammalia; Artiodactyla; Suidae.
AUAAGUCUAUACAAACAUUCAAGAUUGUUUUAAGUUGCUAAUCUCAACUACAAAUUCUUUUUAGUAUUCUGCAUUCACAAUCUUCUCUUCCCGAUGACUGAAGGCUGUGUACCAGACUUAUUUUAGCUCGUUUGGAGAACAUGUACAUGUCAAAGUCCAUCUUGGUUUUACCUAAUCACUGAGGAAAGAACAUCAGAGAGUAAACCUUUAAACAGAUUUAAUGGUCACCUGCUGGAAGUACCUUUAGUAAAUAAUUUUCUCUAAAAAGUAGUAUCUCCUGCUUCCAAAAAGACUGGGGAAACUGCUUCCACUGCUCUGUUGCAGUAGUGAGUGACAAGUCCCACUGAUGACAAAUUGGUGUGAGGUCACACAGACUUUGUGUGAGUUAAAAAAAAGGAAAUAUUUUUCUCUCUUUAAACUUAUGUCCAUAACUUAAUGUGACUUUUCUUGAAGAUAUCCUCUUCACAAUGGCCUUUGAGGAGCUCCUGAACGAAGUUGGUGGUUUGGGGAAAUUCCAGAUCCUUCAGAUGGUUCUAGCUCUUCCUUGUCUCAUGUUAACAAUUUGUCAAAUUCUGUUGGAGAAUUUCACUGCAGCCAUUCCUGCUCAUCGCUGCUGGGUCCACAUCCUUGAUAAUGACACUGUCUCUGAUAACGAUACAGGGACUCUCAGCCCUGAUGUUCUCCUGAGAAUCUCCAUCCCCCUGGACUCAAACUUGAAACCUGAGAAAUGUCAUCGCUUCCUCCACCCCCAGUGGCAGCUCCUUCACCUGAGUGGGACCUUCCCCAAUGUGACUGAUCUGGACACGGAGCCCUGUGUGGAUGGCUGGGUGUAUGACCGAAGCUCCUUCUCCUCCACAAUCGUGACUGAGUGGGACCUCGUAUGUGAUUAUCAGUCACAGAAACCAUUGGUUCAAUUUGCAUUCAUGGCUGGAAUGCUGCUGGGAGGCUUCAUAUAUGGCUGUCUCUCAGACAGGUUUGGGCGAAAGGUGAUUCUCAGGUGGUGUUUGCUCCAGCUCGCCAUCUCUGGGACCUGUGCAGCCUUUGCCCCCAACUUCCUCCUUUAUUGCUCUCUACGCUUCUGGUCAGGUUGUUCUACUGUGGUCGCCAUGUCAAAUAACUGGAUGCUCGUUAUAGAGUGGAUAAGGUCCCAGUCAAAAGCCUGGGUAAUAACACUGAUGAACUGUGCCUUUAGUAUGGGACAGAUAAUGCUGGGAGCACUGGCUUUAGUCUUUCGAGACUGGCGCACCCUGCAGCUCGUGGUGUCUCUACCUUUCUUUGUCUUCUUGUUCUUAUCAAGGUGGCUGGUGGAAUCUGCUCGGUGGCUGAUUAUCACCAAUAAACCAGAGGAGGGCUUAAAGGAACUUCAAAAAGUUGCACGCAGAAAUGGACUAAAGAAUAUUGAAGCCACCCUGAACAUGGAGGGUUUGAGAGCUACCAUGCAGGAGGAGCUGGAGGCAGCACGGACCAAAACGACUCUGCUGGACUUGUUCCGCACACCCAACCUGCGUAAAAGGAUAUGUCUCCUGUUCUUUGUGAGAUUUGCAAACGCAAUACCCUUUUACGGCAUCUUUAUCAAUCUACAGUACUUUGGGAGCAACAUUUUCCUGUUCCAGGUCAUCUUUGGAAUUCUCACUGCCUCGGUCCGAUUUGCUGCACUUUUAUUUCUGAGUCAUAUGGACCGUCGACCAACCGUGAUGUUAUUCAUGUGCUUACUGGGACUUUCUAUUUUGGCCAACAUGUUUGUGCCCCAAGAAAUGCAGACCCUGCGUGUGACCUUGGCAAGUUUGGGAAUCAGCUUUGCUGCUGUUGUCAACUGUUAUAGUGUCCAUUAUACCGAACUCAUCCCCACUUUAGUCAGGGCAACAGCUUCGGGAUUAGAAAAUUUGGCUGCCAGAGGUGGGGCAACAUUGGCUCCCCUCUUGAUGACCGUAGCGGUGUAUCUACCCACCUUGCCCUGGAUCAUCUAUGCAGUAAGUCCCAUCCUUGGUGGUCUUGUCAUCUUCUUCCUACCUGAAACCAGAAAUUUGCCUCUGCCGGACACCAUCCAGGAUGUGGAAAAUGACAACAAAUUCUCAAGAAAAGCAAAUGAAAAAGAUUACUGCAUAAAAGUGACAAAAUUUUAAGGAGAUUUUAUGAGCUUACAAGUGAGGAAAAGAAAAAUAUGAAGAGAACAACUGGAGAUUUCUUUGUAUCUACAAACUAGCAAGAAAAUAUAACGGAAAGAUGAAUCGCAUUUAUAAUUAUACCAUUAAUUUGUACAUGGGAACAUGUAAUUCCUUUACAGUUCAAUAUUUUGGGGAAGAAGUUGAACAAAUCAAAUUAUGAAUAAAUUAUUAAUAGAUAAGAUUAUUCAGAAAAAAAGGAAUACCUUUCAAUUAAGAUGUGGCUGACAGAUAUAUGCAGCAGCAUAUAGUGAACUAUAAAUAAAUCUACAAAAACCAGAACAGUAUAGCAUAUGCAACUGGAAAUGAAAAGAAGUGCAGAAACAGAUAUCAAAGCAUAUACACUUCAUACAUGAUUCUUUCACACCAUAAAUCGCUGGCAAAUAGAAAGACCUAUGAUCUUGGGAAAUAUAUUCAUUGAAAUAAUGAUUAUGACAUUUGAACAAUGAAAUUUUAAAUGAUUAUUGCUUUCUUUUCGCAGUUUUCUCUUUAUAUUUUCAAAAAUAGCAUAUACAAUUUAAAAUGCUAUAAAGUAUCAAAAUUAAAGCACAAGUAACAGGGUAAGGAAUUUCAAAAUAUAUAUAUAUUUAAUAAAAUCACUACAAAUUAA